AUGGCUACUCCAAUUUUCACGCGCAUACCAUGGCGCACAGUCAGUAGGCUGGGAGUAUCGGCAAAACCAGUCUUCUCGAAUGCCCUUAAAACACCACAAUGUGCGGUUGCACCAUUCACAUCACAGUCUGUUAGAUAUGCAUCGAAUCAACCUGAUGCACCAGAACCUGCCGCUGCAGGAACAGCCUCGAUAACUCCGCCAACAGCAGAACCUGCCGCCGAAGAACCAUCUGACGAAGAUGUCUUCAAUGUCCGUUACCCCCGUAACGUUCAAGCAAUCUACCUCAAGCCCCUCCGCCGCGAAGCCAAAUACGGAGUCCCCUCAUGCGAUCUCCAACUCCGAUCUUACAGUAUUCGUAACCUAGAGUUCUUUUCCGAUUUCGCUCUCCGCGCUGCAUAUUAUCUCAAAUUACCUGCAUACGGCCCUGUACCACUGCCUAGAAUGAUAGAGAGAUGGACUGUACCGAGAUCGCAUUUCGUUCAUAAGAAGAGUCAAGAGAAUUUUGAGAGAAAAACCUUGAGGAGGUUGAUUCAGAUCAAGGAUGGACACCCAGAGACCGUGAGCUUAUGGUUGGCCUUUUUGAGGAAACACGCGUACUACGGGAUAGGAAUGAAGGCGAAUGUUUGGGAGUAUAAUAAGAUUGGCGUGGGUAAAGCUAUGGAUGCUAGUAUGGAGGAGAUGAAGGAAGUCAUGGAGCCACAAUGGGAGUUGUUUGGUAGGGGACAGAGUACUAAGACUGCAGAUAAGGUUCUGGAGAUUUUGAAUAGAGAGAGCUUCAAAGCGGCUGCGGGAGGUAGCGCCCCAGGCAUGAGGCUGCCCACCCCGGCAGAUGCUUCAGAACGUGAAGUCACGAAUUCUGCAAGUUACUGCCCCUCUGAAUCAUGUAUCCAAACGACACCAAAGCACCCGACCCUCCCCGCCCAAAAUAAUUUUUUCCGGUAUCCAGCCCACUGGAAUACCGCAUCUCGGAAACUAUCUUGGGGCAUUGCAAAACUGGGUGCGGUUACAGGAUACAGCGGAAUCGAGUACGAAGUUAUUUUACUCGAUUGUGGAUUAUCAUGCGAUUACGAUACCGCAGAAAAGGGAAGAGCUGAAGCGGUGGAAGAAGGAGAGUUUGGCGACGCUCUUGGCAAUUGGAUUGGAUCCGGAGAGGAGUACGGUCUUUCAUCAGAGUUCUUGAACGAAGCUGAUUUUGUGUGUUUGAAGGUUGCAGCACAUACGGAGUUGAUGUGGAUAUUGAGCUGCACGGCUUCGAUGGGAUACCUGUCUCGUAUGACACAGUGGAAGAGUAAAUUAUCUCUCGAAGAUGAUGCUUCACCAUUAGAUGGUGGCAAUAAAUCGAAGCUCAAGUUGGGCUUGUUUUCGUACCCAGUUCUGCAAGCUGCGGAUAUUUUGGUUCAUAGAGCAACCCACGUUCCUGUUGGUGAAGAUCAAACCCAACAUCUGGAAUUCGCCCGUGAAUGCGCUACAAAUUUCAACCAUGCAUAUGGACCCCAUCUCAUUGCGCCUCAGACUCUCCUUUCCCCAGCAAAACGCGUUAUGUCUCUCCAAACCCCCACCCAAAAGAUGUCUAAAUCGCAUCCCUCCCCAAUAUCCCGCAUCCGCCUUACCGACUCACCCAACACCAUCACCAAAAAAAUCUCAUCUGCCCUGACUGACUCCCAGAACGCCGUUUCUUAUUCACCCUCUGAGCGUCCUGGCGUUUCUAAUCUUCUCACACUAUGGUCAUCAUUUGAUACCCAAAAUCCAAAACGAACACCGGCGCAAAUAGCCGAGGAAUGCAAAGCAAAGAAGUUUACUUUGGGAGACUUGAAGCGGGAAACUGCUAAUGCGGUGAACACGGGACUGGAGCCAAUCAGAAAGAAUUAUGAGAGACUGUUGGGGGAUGAAGGGUAUGUGGAGGAUGUUGCGAGGAAGGGAGGUGUUAAGGCGAGGGAGAAUGCGGAGAGAACUAUGGUUGAAGUUAGAGAGGCAGUGGGAUUCUAG
Botrytis deweyae is the source of this 1986-nucleotide messenger RNA. RefSeq lists its product as uncharacterized. Gene Ontology annotation, cellular component: mitochondrial matrix; mitochondrion; ribosome. Gene Ontology annotation, molecular function: tryptophan-tRNA ligase activity; structural constituent of ribosome; ATP binding. The transcript has 10 exons. Gene Ontology annotation, biological process: translation; mitochondrial tryptophanyl-tRNA aminoacylation. The record is from RefSeq and is a predicted model, not a curated record. NCBI's taxonomy places the organism in Eukaryota, Fungi, Ascomycota, Leotiomycetes, Helotiales, Sclerotiniaceae. The coding region runs from base 1 to 1986 and encodes 661 amino acids.